Messenger RNA from Boleophthalmus pectinirostris (great blue-spotted mudskipper), 4386 nucleotides. It is a transcript of the gene lyplal1, whose product is annotated as lysophospholipase like 1. The coding region runs from base 10 to 717 and encodes 235 amino acids. Gene Ontology annotation, cellular component: cytoplasm. Gene Ontology annotation, biological process: protein depalmitoylation. NCBI's taxonomy places the organism in Eukaryota, Metazoa, Chordata, Actinopteri, Gobiiformes, Gobiidae. Gene Ontology annotation, molecular function: palmitoyl-(protein) hydrolase activity; carboxylic ester hydrolase activity. The transcript is spliced from 5 exons. The record is from RefSeq and is a predicted model, not a curated record.
GUAGCUGUCAUGGCGGCCGCCCGCAGGUUGCAGCUGUGCGCCGUGUCUCCCACAGCGAAACACUCCGCGUCUGUGGUGUUCCUCCACGGAUCAGGUGACACUGGGCAGGGCCUGAGAGCCUGGGUCAGAGACGUGAUGACUCCAGACCUCGCCUUCCCCCACAUCAGAGUCCUCUACCCCACAGCUCCAGAGAGGCCUUACACUCCAAUGCGAGGGGCUGUGUCUAACGUCUGGUUCGACCGGAUGAAGAUUUCCAGGGAUUGUCCGGAGCAUCUCGACUCCAUUGACUCCAUGGCUGAAAGUUUAGGCUCCAUUAUCCAGGAUGAGGUCAAAGCAGGCAUCCCCAAACACAGAAUCAUCGUAGGCGGCUUCUCGAUGGGAGGAGCUAUGGCGCUGCACCUGGCCUGUCGCUUCCACCCCGACGUCGCCGGAGUCUUCGCUCUCUCCAGCUUCCUCAAUAAAGACUCUGUGGCUUAUCGGGUGGUCGAGGAGCGUUGCGGGUCUGGUCUGCCUGUCCCGGAGCUACUUCAGUGCCACGGGACCAGUGACGAGCUGGUUUUACAUCAGUGGGGCCAGGACACCUCGGCUCUGCUCCAAAAGGCUGGGAUGAAAUGCACGUUCCACUCGUACCCAGGACUCUACCACCAGAUCUGUGGCCCGGAGAUGGAGCUGCUGCGCGGGUGGAUCCUCAGCAGACUUCCCCCCUCCGGCUCCUGACCUCCAAGACAGACUCACGGACCUGACAGAGAUGUACAGCGUGUAAUUAAGACUAUGGUUUUGUGCAUUUGUAGGAGAACAGACAGGAGCUGGGGCUGCAAGAUUAACCGCAAAUCAAAUUGAAAAUGAGAAUGGCAAUUGGGACCUUGCACCAUGAAAUACCAUAAUUUUAAGACCGCCACACACUACAGGAGAAUUUGCCCGAUUUAGGCUGCGAUUUGCUUUUCCGUGAGUUUGCGGAAGUACGGCCUGACUUCAUGUGUCUUCACGUGCUCUCCUCAUGUGUGGUGUCAGUGUGACUCUGAGCUGCUCUGUCAGAUCGUAACCACCAAACAUCAGCAACGCAAUGAGAACAGCAAAUAAAACAGAGCGUCAGGGGCAGAGGAGUGACGGACACAGAGGCGCAAGAUACAAACUCAAGAAAUACCGAAAAUAAUGAGAAGACUUUAUUCCUCACCUCUCGUAAAGUUGUAAAUUUAAACUCCAGCACCUCAUCCACAUUAUCUAUAGAAUCUGUCCACCACAAAUAAUAACCCCCAGUCCACAAAACAUAAAUAUAUUAAUAUAGUUUGUAGUAGAGCCCUUCACUUCCUCAGGGCGACGCAAAACAGUGCGGCGCAGGACACAUUUUGAAAGCUCAUUGCGGGUGCCGGUGGGUGGGAUGAUAAACUGCAGUCCCGCAAACUAAAUCUGAGUGUAAAGUAAAAUAUACAAAUGAUGAAUGUAAGCCUAUGAUACAUCAUUUGUGCUGGAUAUUUUAUUGGCAUUGGCAAAACAUUUUAAGCAGCCUAAAUUUGCAGACGUGGUCUAAUCUGGAGCACAUUUUAGUCAAUUCCUUUCUGCUUCUCCGUGUUUGGUAGAGCUUAAGAAAGCGAAAGCAUCCCCAUCUUGCGGGUUUUGCAGGCGGAAGUGAGACAAAAUAUCAAAGAUGCGGGCAGGAGCGGGAAUAAAAAUUACAGUUCUUUGCGUGUAUGGGUGGGAGUGGGACUGAAAAUUCCAUCUCGCGCAGACCUCUAGUUUGAAGGGUUCGUUAAAAGUAAAAAGGCGAGAGUAAGAGUAAGUUCUGAAGCUGCAGAUUAGUGACAGUGACUCUACUUCCUGUGAACUUUAUCUCCAGCCUUCUGUGCUUUUAAAAUCAUGUUUCUGAAGUUUUGCACCACAUUUCACAAAUAAUAAUAACACAGUUUUGAUUUGUAUCUAAACGAGAAGUGCAGAGCAAUGAUCUUUUGAAGACUUAAGAGUCUCAAAGCGAGUGGUUUUGCUGUAGACUGGAAACGGCUGACUCGAGACGCGUUCACAACUUUAUAUCCUGUGGUUAUCCUCUUUGCGAUCAGAAAUUUUAAGUCUCAUAAGAUUAUCCUCAUGUCUGUGGUGUGCGCUUUUCAUUUAAGAUAAAGGAAAUAAAAUCCUGUAGUGUGUAGCGGCAUCAAAAACUCCAACCCUGUAGUUUAGAUCUGUACAAACAUGUUCUGAAAUCUGAUUCUUCUGUUACUUUGUCAGUUCAGAUUUCAGUCUUUUUGUCAGUUCUUCUUUAGUUCAAGGGGCAUUCCAGUGCUUUUUUUUUUUUUUUUGUAAUCUGAGGUAGAAAACAUCCCAUUUACCGGUAGUCAGUUUGUCACUCUCACCUUUUUUUGCCAAAAAUGUUUGUCAAAAUGGGACCAUGAACAAUUGUAUCGAUGACAGGCUCCUGAAAAUGUGUUGUUUAAAUCCAUUUUGUAUUUUUUUUGAGUUUUCAGACGAUUGUAAAAGCUAAUGUGUGCACCAUAGACAUAAUGCAGCCCUCCCCAGCACGAUGUCACUGCAAAGGACCAUUACAUUUAUAGUUUUUACACAUCCUUGCCGUUAUAGACUAUGAUCUCCCGUUGUCCUUUUACAUCAGAACAGUUUUCCGUGUUUUUGAGGCUGUGGAUGGAAUAAUCUUUAUAUAAACGUCUGUGGGUUAGUGACAAAAGCAGUGCCGAAAGCCGUGUUUAUUUAUUUAGUCUCCGCUCUGUCACGAGUCCAGACGGUAAACGGCACCACAAAAGGUUAUGGUCCAUGUCUGUCCACAGAUAUUCAAAAAGAAAUUCUACACACACUACCAGUCAAACAUUUGGACACACGUUUUCAUUCAUGUUUCUUCUCGAUUUCCAUUUAUUCCACUUUUUUUUUUUUACUACAUUAUUCCAUAUAUCUUGCUUCAUGUAUUUGAUAUCUUUCGCAUGUAUAUAAAAUAUAAAAUGUAAAAAGCAGUAAACAAACAAAAAAAAACUUGAGGGUGUGUCCAAACUUUUGACUGUAAUUAGACAGAAUGAAUAGGUGCAUGGAUACAUAAUCUGAUUUCUUUGAUUUUCCACAAAUAUGCAGGCUUUAAUUAUGCAAAAAAGAGCAAAAAUAUAAAAAUGCAAAGGAAAUGUUAAAGAUACACUGUGUAACCUUUCUGAUGGAGGGUCGCCACAUGAUUGUUUCCAUGGAGAUGUUGCCUAGUACUUCAUUAAACACUUGCAUCUUGCAUUUAUUCAAUCUGUACGGCUAAAAUACAUUGAAAAAUAUUACAAUAUUUUCUAUUUGUACCAUAGGGCCUCUCCACAGAUCUGACCCGGUGGUGUCAGCUGCCUGUCUUCACUGAUAUAAGUUUAAUGUGAUAUAUUAAAGCAAUUACUUUUUCGAACUAUAAAUCGCACUUAAAAUCCUUUAAUUUUCUCAAAAAUCGACAGUGCGCCUUAUGUAUUAAUUCUGGUUGUGCUUUCUGAGCUCGAAACGAUUUUAUGUGAUGCACGGCGCUCAAAAGUCUGUCAAAAUGUUUUGGUACAACUUUAGUAAACUACGAAGCUCAUUCAUCAAGCAUUCAAUUACGCCACGAUCUGCCGAUGGAUCGUGGACGCCUGGGCUAAGGGAUCAGUCUCAAGUGUCGUCUGUUUGUUUUGCUUAAUGUUCCUUUUAAUCCGGUGCGAUUUAUGUAUGAAAAUAAUUGAGAGAAUUCAACAUUAUUGAUAUUGCGCCUUAUAUUCCGAAAACACACAACAUCUCCAUAAAGACAAGCAGUUGGCGACCACUCCACCCGAAAAGUUACCUACAGUGCAAUUUUAAAGGUAUUUAUAUAUUACACAAACUUGACUCAUAAAGGUGCACUGUGUAACUUCUCAGAUUUGGAGAAGUUACCAUGGAGAUGCUAUUCCUUUGCCUGUAAUGUUCCACAAACUUAAGAUGCUUUUGAUCAAUUAUAGGUGUUUUUAUUGCUCAAAAAUGCCUUUAAAAACCUGCAUUCUGACUGUGAGCGGGGUCGCCUCUUCACAGAUCUCACCUGUAAACUGCUCUGGUGGAGUCUCCUGCUCGUUUCUAUGGCAACGGAAAAGAUUAACGCCAUACUGCAGUUGUGUUUUGUUUCAUUCACACAUGUUUGAGUAACGCUUUAUUAUCAGUCUGUAUAAAAUCUCUCAUCUCCAAAAUGCGUCGUAUUUUGUCUUCCAAAUGUAACAGCAGACCCGAGCACAUCUCUUUACUGGGUUAUCUGAGUUAUCUGAUUUGUAAAAGAACUCACUGUCUCGGAGACUGAGCUGAAAAAGAUGUUAUGAUGAAUGCUCUUGUUGUUCACUGUCCUCUGUUUUGUUUUGUUUCUAUGUUAUGUUUUAUAACUUAUAUAUAUUCUUGAUUUAUGGAAAAAAAAUCAAUAAAGAGAAUUAUAUUUUU